AUGCGACAUAAGGAUGCUUUCUGGGUGACACUCCUACUUGUCUACUUCCAAGCCGAAACCUCGGCCAUACAACUGAAUGGCGUUCUGGGGGAAUCCGUCACUUUCCAGAUCAAUGACUCAAAACCCUUUGCAACCAUUUCCUGGUCCAAGACUGAGAAAAAGAACAGGUUCAGGGUCUUCGCCCUGGUGGCCCCUGGCAAUCCCUGUAAGAUUCUCGUCCCCAUCCAAGCCUUUAAACAGCGCAUCAGCUCCUCCAAGGACUGCCGGAAUCUGCAGCUCAGUCAUCUCAGCCAAGAGGACAUUAACAGAUACACGGCAAACAUUGUCUUAACAACCUCAGAGUCAAUUAACGAGCACUUUGACCUGAAAGUUUACAGACGGCUGCAGAGCACAGACCUGUCCAUCAAGUGCAAAAUCAGUAGAGGUCAGACAGAACUGUUCCACCUGAUGUGCUCUGUUGGGAAAUGGGGGGACCAGCUGGACCUGCAGUGGUUUGUGGCAGAGGACCUUGCCUCGCAUGUCACCCGCGAGAGUUUGCUGACCAUCAACUACACCAGCAGCAAAAUCUUCGACCAGGAGGUCAGCUGCCAGGUGGAAAACCCUGUUAGCAAGGUAUCCAGAAACAUGACGCUCAGUGAAGCGUGUCCACGACUGCUGAAGCAGCCCAGCCGAAUCCAGAAAGCCCUCUUCCUCCACCAGAGCAGCCACCUGGAUGAGAGAGGUGGGCCCAAGGAGCUGUGA
Messenger RNA from Notechis scutatus (mainland tiger snake), 741 nucleotides. NCBI's taxonomy places the organism in Eukaryota, Metazoa, Chordata, Lepidosauria, Squamata, Elapidae. The record is from RefSeq and is a predicted model, not a curated record.